Molecule: messenger RNA, 207 nt
Organism: Clunio marinus
Lineage: Eukaryota; Metazoa; Arthropoda; Insecta; Diptera; Chironomidae
Source: the annotation of a GenBank genome assembly
AUGAGAAAUAUUUUCAACGUUGCAAACGAGAUUGAACCUGGUUCAAGUACUUGGGGAGCCAUGUGCGGAUUACCAAGUACACCGCUUGAUAAAUCACGGCGAAGAGAAAGAAAACAACAAGAGCGAUGCUUUAAAAAUUUUAACGGAGAUUUAUUGAGAGAUUGGAGUUUUAUUGUGGAUGAAGUAAAAAUGAAAAACGAACGAUAA